Molecule: messenger RNA, 745 nt
Organism: Lucilia sericata (common green bottle fly)
Lineage: Eukaryota; Metazoa; Arthropoda; Insecta; Diptera; Calliphoridae
Exons: 2
Coding region: 91-696 (201 amino acids)
Source: RefSeq, a predicted model, not a curated record
GUCUUCAAAACGUUAACAGAAGUGGUUAGAAACGCUUACUAAAAAAUAAUCAUUAAAUAAUUGAUACUUUAUUUUUAAGAAAAUAAAAGUAUGCGUGCUUUUCUGGUAUUUGUAACAUUAUUUACUUUAGCACAAGCUAAUAAUCUUGGAUACAACUACGAUAGUCAAAAUAUUAACUCCGGUACUAACCACUCACCUUUCCCAAAUGUUGUGUUACAAAAAGAAUUUUACACAUAUUCGGCACCCGACAACGUAUUCGAUGAUGUUCCAAACAUAGGGGAGCUGACAAAAACACGUAAAAUGAAUUUACGUGUUAUUUUCAUACGAGCUCCUGAAAAUAAUGGUCUUGCAAAUGCGAUCACCAAUUUAGUUAGAAGUAGAGUUGAAAGUAAAACUGCCAUUUAUGUUCUUACGAAACAAACAGAUAUUGGCAGCUUAACUCAGCAAUUGCAAAAUCUUAACACUCAAAAUCCCAAUAAACCUGAAGUACGUUUUGUAAAAUAUCGCACCGAAGAAGAAGCCGUCAAUGCUCAACGAAUUAUACAGCAACAAUAUGAAACUUUGGGUGGUAAGACUCAAGUUCACAAUGGCGGUGUAGCACCAGUUCUUAACUUUGCUAGUAAGAAACCGCUACAUCAACCAGUGUCUUAUACAAGUCAUCCCGUCAGUCAUUCCUAUAUACCACCCAAUGUCUAGCAUUGUAAAUACUUAUAAGAAAAAAAUUGUAAAUUAUGAAUAAUUAUAA